This is a messenger RNA of Blumeria graminis f. sp. triticale, 246 nucleotides long. NCBI's taxonomy places the organism in Eukaryota, Fungi, Ascomycota, Leotiomycetes, Helotiales, Erysiphaceae. The record is from the annotation of a GenBank genome assembly.
AUGCUUACACCACCACCCAAAGUAAACCGUGAUACCCGAGAUCAAGCUGUAGUUGAAGAUGAUGAACCGGACGAUUGGGAUAAACGCAUCAUAAGCACCGGCUGCGCUGAGGAAAAUGUCAAGAUGAAUGAGUGUUUCUAUGAAAAAAGAGACUGGAGAGUGUGUAAAACUGAGCUCGAGAAAUUCAAGCAAUGUUGGAUGAAACACCAGAAUGACAUUCGUACGGAAAUGAAAGAUACUUCCUAA